UAACCUCCCUCUGCCGGUCUGUUGCCGCAGUGAAGGAAACCCCGUUCUCCUGGCACCGACGUCGGUCUGCCGCCUGUCCUUUUAAGGCAAGGGGGGGUUCCCGCCGUCACGGCCGGAUGCAGUCCAUGUUUGGGCAGCUACGAAGCUCGCGGCGGGGGGAAUCCCUCGCUCCGCCGUGGACCAAUGAGAGCAGGACGGGAGUUACCUUGGAGACGGAGAGUAUAAAAGGCGCCGUGUUCGGAGGCAGCUCAGCAUCCUCAGCAUCAGCGUGUGGACUAACGGAACCAGCUCCGGAUCAGAACCGCCCUUACAGACAUCCAUCAGCGGGGAAGCCCGGUUCUGUUGUGCACACUCACACCGACACAAAGCAAUGCUUCUGGAGCGCGACGACAGCUUCAUGUCAGAGUUUGAGGACGCCUGCAGCGCCUGGGUGGACAGCGUGGGUUCGAGCCCCAGCGACGUAGCGGACUCGGACGUGGGGUCCCCGUUUAGCCAAGUCGUUUCUCCGGGAACCGACGCCUCCGACUCAGACUUCUUCUCAGACUUCAGCGAGUGCUCCUCGGACACGCUCUCCCCGUCCUUCAGCUACACCGGCAGCUUCUUCACCGAUCCGGAGCCGGUACCGGCGGCGGGCCUGAGCAGCACCGCGGACGCCAUCCUCAACAUGAUCACGGAGAUCGUUGGGAUCUGCACCGAGAUGGAGCAGCAGCAGAAGGCCGCCCCCUCAUGCACCGCCCCCCCGCUUUAUUCCCCCGCCGUCACCGUGGCCCCCCAGGACUCGGCCCCUCAGGGGCCCCCCGCCCCCGCCUCCCUUCCUGCUACCGUGAAGAGCGAGUCUUUGGCUCCCAGCUGCUGCGGCGGCCCCGCGGCAGCGGUACCGGGCCCCGCGGACUCCCUGCCGCCGCUGGCGGACGUGGCGGACAUGAUCGAGUCUCUGCUGAGCUCGGAGGGGGGGCAGGCCGACCCCCGGCUGGCCUGCGAGGUCAAGCAGGAGCCGCUGGGGCUGGAGGACUGGCUGCGGAGCCUAGGGGGGGCCGGGGGGGAUCCCGGCGCCUACGUCAUCAGCAGGCCGGCAGUCAAGACGGAGCUCGUGUCGGGCGGGGGCGACCUCUUCUGCGCCCCCUCCACCCUGGAUGCGCACAUGCUGUCGUCCCUUCUGCAGGGUGCGUUCCCGAUGGUCAACAUCAGCAGCGUGCACGCAGGGCCCCCCGCCAAGCCUGCCCGCGGGGGUCGGAGGGCCCCCGCCCGGAACGGGCUGAAGGUGAAGCCGUUCCCGUGCUCCGUGCAGGGCUGCGAGCGCCGCUUCUCGCGCUCGGACGAGCUCAACAGGCACGUGCGCAUCCACACCGGCCAGAAGCCCUUCCAGUGCACGAUCUGCGCGCGCAGCUUCAGCCGCAGCGACCACCUGACCACGCACACGCGCACGCACACGGGGGAGAAGCCGUUCUCCUGCGACGUGUGCGGGAAGAGGUUUGCGCGUAGCGACGAGAGGAAGAGGCACGGGCGCGUGCACGUGAAGCAGCAGCUGCGCGCGCAGAUGAUGGCCGCCUACUCCCUGGCUCUGAACUCCACUGGUGUCUAAACGCGCGCGGGUCGGAGCCUUUGAGAGUUGAACCGUCAAUUUGAUGACGUCAGAGAGGACGUUUCAGCCUGACGCCACAGGUGCAUGCAUGUCACACCUGCCUGGGAGGCUCGGGUGUGGCCUCUGCGGUGCUCUGGAGCGCCCUCACCUGCUGUGGGCGGAGCCUAAGGGGCGGUCCGUCCAGCUGAAGAGGGACUUCCUGUAACAUAUUGACGUUUCUGCAUGACGUCGUGAAGAAACAGUGACUGUCAGAAUGUCGUGGUGAUAUUUUUCUGUACAUAGCUUUAUAUUUGACCGCCAUGUUUGUACCACAUCUCUAUUUUUCUAGUCGGCUCGUCUACCUCUUCAUGUCGCUGUUUCACGACUGGAACCGGAACCAGAACCGGGUUCUUCUGGACGUGAACGAUGUCACUUUUCUAUGAAACGAUUGUAAACACACUGAAUGAACUUUAUUAUAUAAUUUUCAUUCUGACACGUGGGUGCAGGUGUCCUCUGCCCCGGUGCAUUGUGGGAUAUGUGUCCUGGUGUCUGUGGUGUGAAAACAGAGCUGAGCUCUGAGUAGCACACAUGGCUGUGCGGGUUUCCUGUUUCCUUGUUCUGCAUGGAGGCUGCUGUCAAUAAACACAACAGGAUGUGACUCUG
Messenger RNA from Oryzias latipes (Japanese medaka), 2224 nucleotides. RefSeq lists its product as uncharacterized. Gene Ontology annotation, biological process: regulation of transcription by RNA polymerase II. Gene Ontology annotation, molecular function: RNA polymerase II cis-regulatory region sequence-specific DNA binding; DNA-binding transcription factor activity, RNA polymerase II-specific. The record is from RefSeq and is a predicted model, not a curated record. NCBI's taxonomy places the organism in Eukaryota, Metazoa, Chordata, Actinopteri, Beloniformes, Adrianichthyidae.